CCCCGCCUCCCGGGCGCUCACCCAGGAGCCUCUGGGGCGGAGGGGGGGUCCCUGAGCCUCCUCUGCUGCCCCCGCAGGGAUGCUCCAGAACGGGAAGAAGUUCGACUCCUCCAGAGACAGGAACAAGCCGUUCAGGUUCAAGACCGGCCGGCAGGAGGUGAUCAAAGGCUUUGAGGAGGGCACUGCGCAGAUGAGCCUGGGCCAGAGGGCAAAGCUGACCUGCACUCCCGACGUGGCCUACGGAGCCACGGGGCACCCGGGAGUCAUUCCGCCCAACGCCACGCUCAUCUUCGACGUGGAGCUGCUCAGGCUGGAGUGAGCCUGCGUGUGCGCGCGGCACCUGCCCCUCCCCCGCACUGCGGUCAGCCGGCCUCGGAGACCCCCGUGUGCGCAUGCGGGUGACCCCACCAAGCUUUCUCCGCCAGAACACGGUGUAAUCUGCAUGUGAGGCGCCGCCUCCCCAGCCCGUGUGCGCAUGCGGGGGCCACCCGGCGCUACUUGGUCCCGAAGCCGAAAGUCUCGCGGGCACGAGCUGGG
Gracilinanus agilis (Agile Gracile Mouse Opossum) is the source of this 537-nucleotide messenger RNA. Its product is annotated as peptidyl-prolyl cis-trans isomerase FKBP1B. Gene Ontology annotation, cellular component: sarcoplasmic reticulum membrane. Gene Ontology annotation, biological process: regulation of cardiac muscle contraction by regulation of the release of sequestered calcium ion. Lineage: Eukaryota; Metazoa; Chordata; Mammalia; Didelphimorphia; Didelphidae. Bases 80 to 319 code for a protein of 79 amino acids. Gene Ontology annotation, molecular function: peptidyl-prolyl cis-trans isomerase activity. The transcript is spliced from 2 exons. The record is from RefSeq and is a predicted model, not a curated record.